CAGCAGCUUUGCCAUUUUUAGGUACGGAGGCCAAGGUGGUUGGAGAGGCUGCGGGGUAUUGCAGAAGCAAGGGCCAUCGACUGGAUGCUUCCCUGCCCUUUGCAGUGAAAGAUGGCUGGGUUUUGCACGAGAGUCUGGGUGCUCCAGGUGAACCUCUGGCUGAUGGCUCUGGUCACAGGUCGGAUCUCAGCAGACCAGAACAGCACCAGGAGCAGCACAGGCAGCAGGUGCCCCAUGGUGCAGCAGCAUCCGCGCUACGUAGCAGCCAAGAAGAACAUGCCCGUCCACUUCAUCUGCUACACCCAGGAGCCCCAUAGCAUGCAGUGGUACAAAGCAGAAAAGGACAGCAAUGACCUCUAUGAGCUGGAUUAUAGCACCUCCCGCUACAGCAUCGAGAGGAAAGCCCACCUCAUCAACUUCACCAUCUCCAGGAUCACUUACGAGGACAACGGCAUCUAUGUGUGUGACAGCAAGAACCGCACGGCAGAGAGGCGGCCGCACUUGUGCGGGACAGAGCUUAAAGUCCUGAGUCACAGCAACAUCCAGCAGCUCCAGAGCAGGAACACCCUGAAAGAUGCUAUCAUCAUUAUCCAGUCCAUCCUGCUUGUCAUCUUCAUCAGCAUCCCCAUGCUCCUCUUCCUGGAUAAGGCUGAAGGCAAGCAAAGCCCAGAGGAGGACCAUACCUAUGAGGGCCUGGAGGUGGAGCAGAUAGCCACCUACGAGGACAUCACUCCUUUCCGGGACGUGAAGGCCAAGUGGACAGUUGGGGAGCACCCAGGUGAAGAGUGAGGGGUCCUGCACCCACCACCAGGCUGGCACCGGUGGCACGGCCCCCUGCCAGCACCCUGCCAGCACCGGCAGGGACAGGCCCCCGGCUUCUGCCCUGGACCCCUGGCUCCUGCCCUGGACCACUGGGCUGCGAUCCCAGGCUGCAAAUCACCUCCAGCAGCCUUGCACGGAGCUCAAGUCCUGCUGCCCUUGGGUGCUGGCUUUGCUGUACCCAGGCUGCGCCCACCAAGGCUGCCCUGCCCCAGCUGCCCCUCUUACCGCCCCGCUGAUGAACCCCUAAAGCCUAUGUAGAAAUUAGGAGCCACCUGCAAGCCCCCUGGCAGCAAACUGGCCCCAAACCCCAGGCAGCCCCACACCGCGGCGCUGAGCUCCUGCAUGGUUAAUGCAAUGGAAGCACCAGGGUGGGUGGUGGGUCUCCUCCAGCCCUACCAUCCUUGGAAAGGAGAGGACCAGGCACGAUCACUCUUCAUGCUGCAAGGACCCUCCUGCGCUGCAAGACCCUGCUGCAGCCCUGGCAGAGGAGCCGAGGUGAGCAGCACCAUGUGGGCAAUAUAACAAGUGAAUUAUGGGCCACUGUUUAGCUCGCAAGCCAUGGAGGUGUCCAGCAGGCCAAGCUGGCAGUUUUCUGAGGAGAGUCCUCCAAAAGCACCUCUUUCUCCCCAAAGACUACAGGAAAAGUUGAGGAGACGGCUCUCACCCAGAGAGUCUUGCACAAGGCUUGCUCCUCUCCGGGCAAGAGCUGGUCCGUGCCACAAGGACGUCCCCAUGGUGAGGGACGUGUGCGACCUCAGAACCUGUGGGAAAGUUGUACACUGUGGGACACAAAUGUCCAACUGCUUUUUGAAGUCCUAAUAAAGGUAAUGGGUAAAUUCA
Messenger RNA from Falco peregrinus (peregrine falcon), 1662 nucleotides. RefSeq names its product CD79b molecule (gene CD79B). Gene Ontology annotation, cellular component: B cell receptor complex; external side of plasma membrane. Bases 112 to 789 code for a protein of 225 amino acids. The record is from RefSeq and is a predicted model, not a curated record. Gene Ontology annotation, biological process: B cell differentiation; B cell receptor signaling pathway. Lineage: Eukaryota; Metazoa; Chordata; Aves; Falconiformes; Falconidae. The transcript is spliced from 6 exons.